Crotalus tigris (Tiger rattlesnake) is the source of this 2188-nucleotide messenger RNA. It is a transcript of the gene SPN, whose product is annotated as sialophorin. Gene Ontology annotation, molecular function: heat shock protein binding; transmembrane signaling receptor activity. Gene Ontology annotation, cellular component: external side of plasma membrane. The record is from RefSeq and is a predicted model, not a curated record. Gene Ontology annotation, biological process: defense response to bacterium; cell surface receptor signaling pathway; regulation of immune response. The transcript has 5 exons. The coding region runs from base 377 to 1765 and encodes 462 amino acids. Lineage: Eukaryota; Metazoa; Chordata; Lepidosauria; Squamata; Viperidae.
AAGCUGAAUAUGAAAUCCUUUAUAGCGUACAAAGAGCUGCUGCUUGUAGACCAAUCAAGACUGUGGAUUGCAGCACCACCUGCUCUGGUUUCAUUCACUCCUUCCUGCCCAAUCAAGCGAGAACGGGGGGAAAUGGAGGCAGUUCAUGGUUAGCAGAAAAGAACUUUUCCUUGAAAAUCCCGAGACCCAUCCUGGCUUUCUCUGAAGAAACCUAGAAGAAGAAAGGUCUCCAAACAAUUCUCAUUCAGUUGUGUUGAGUGUGGUGUUGGUAGGAAAUUUCCUGCCCUGUGAAACAGCAAGGAAAGCUGCAAAGAGGUCCGCCUUCAGGCUGACAAACUCAUGGUGCUAUCAUCUCUUCUUCAACUUUGUCUCCAACAUGAGAGUCUACUUGGAAGGUGAAGAAGAUGAUGGUUCAAAUGGAUUCUUUAUAGCCAUUACUUAUUCCACAUCAAGAGGGCCUGGACUCGGGAAUUCUGCUACCAUGGAAAAAUCAAGAUUCUUGUUCCAGCAAGUAAUUGGCCACAAGAUGCUCUUUGUUGUCUUCCUACUUUUUCCCACAGAUAUUCUUAUAGAGGGACAAAAUACAAGUGAGGUCAUUGACCCCCAAAAUGUGGCCACCUAUGUAAGUACGACAUCCAGUUUAAAUAUAAGCAACUCAUCUUUUGUAGUAUCUCCUAAGGUGAUUUCCAUGACACCUGUUAUGUCAUCUCUUGAUGCCACCAUGUCUGGCAUUCUUAGCAGAAGUAUGAGCACUUCAGUGCAACCAGCAUCAUCCCUCAGAGCGGCACCUCCAGUCUCAAAACAGGAACUACAUUCUUCCACUGUCAUGAACGCUGUUGCCCCAGAAGACACUUCCUCCCCUAUGCCAAGUACUGUCACUGUCUCUACUGAAGGAAAAAAAUCUCAUAGAGAAGCAGCGGAGGUACGAGAAUCCACAACACCUCUUGGUCAAAAGGAAGUUUCCUCUAAAAUGACUGUCACACCACACUUUGAUAGAGAAGCAGCGGAGGUACGAGAAUCCACAACACCUCUUGGUCAGAAGGAAAUUUCCUCUAAAAUGACUAUCACACCACACUUUGAUAGUGAGAAGGUAUCUUCUCCAACAAAGGAUUUUGGAACCAGAUCCCAAGGGAGCUUCCUUGAGCAAUCAUCCCACACAAUCGCCUACACAGAAACUACAAAGAGCACAAAAUCAAAACAGGGCAGAAAAGGACCAAUAUCACCGGAUCAAGCUGUCCCAGAAUUAACUCAGACUCCUGAGACCGGCAGCCACCAUCCAUCUGGUCCUUUCACCACAUUGGUGACAUCUACCAACAAUGCAUCAAAAUCUGACACUGCUGAUCAAAGUCCUUCAGAGACGAAACGUCCUGUCAUCAUUUUGGUCGUUGUUGUCUCCAUCCUGCUGCUUGUCGGCCUCAUAGCUUUCCUGUACUUUAGGCGUCGCCGUCAUUCUGGCUCUACCAGCUUCAAUGCCCCAGAAUGGCCUGGACAAGCAACAUUGCCAGAUGAUACAGGUUUGGAUAAGGACGUGGAGCAACAGGUGGGGGCUGUAGGGGAAGGGGAAACCCGGCGUGGGACUCUUGUGACUUUCUUUGGGAAGCGUCAGUCUAGGGUGCCUUCAAUAGCUAUGGAAGACAUGAAUGGGAAGGGAGGCAUGGGGGAAACAGAGCAGCUGCUUUGUGGAGAGGCUGAGACAGGGUCCACUUCACAGGCGACUGGGGAUGCCAAUGGCAAAGUAUCAGAGCCCCUUAAGGACUCUUCUUAGGUGUCCCCAGCCUUCAAUAAGUUAGGAGAAAGUUCCUCCUAAAUGGGACUUUCUUUGCCUUCCCUUGAAGACAUUUCACUUCUCAUCCCAGAAACCUUUUCAGUUCAGUUUAGAUGAGAAGCAAAAGGUCUUCAGGGAAAAACCAGGAAAGCCCAGUUGCCAUUUGAAAAAGCACCUUUGGACCACCAUGACUCAGAUGAUUGAGAAUCUCCAUAGACAUAACUCCUAAAUAGAGAGUAGAAGAUAGAAUCACCUCUUAGGCCUCUUCUGGAGCAGAUAGUUUUUAUGAUUUACAUAGGCAUUGUUGGGUAUGUCUCAUUAUCCUACAGGAUAGAUGUAUCCUAUAUCCUCUAUACCAGGGGUAGGCAACCUUGGCUCUUUUAUGACUCGAGGACUUCAACUCCCAGAAUUCCUGAGCCAGCC